CCAGCGAAGUCUCGCGAGGACAGCUUAAUUCGUCGUGAGAAAAGAAAGGAUUAGCAAAUGGAGAUGGCAUUCAUGGUCGCUGUUUGAACGCUGAAAGGUGCAGCGCAGAAAGUCGGCCAUGUCUGAAUCUCUGUACGAGAAGUUUCUGGCCCCAGAGGAGCCAUUCCCUCUCCUCUCCCAAAGAGCCAACCUCAGCGAUGUGGGAACACUGGACGUCAGCGAGUUCAGCUGUCAGCUCUCGUCUUGUCACAGAACAGACCCUCUACACCGUUUCCACAGCAACAGGUGGAACCUCACUUCCUGUGGGACCAGCGUAGCCAGCUCAGAGUGCAGCGAGGAGCUCUUCUCCUCCGUGUCGGUCGGCGAUCAGGACGACUGCUACUCCCUGCUGGACGACCAGGAACUGACGUCCCUGGAUCUGUUUCCGGAGGGCAGCGUCUGCAGCGACGUCUCCUCCUCCAUCAGCACGUACUGGGACUGGUCCGACAGCGAAUUUGAGUGGCAGUUGCCGGGAAGCGACAUCGCCAGCGGCAGUGACGUCCUCUCCGACAUAAUCCCAAGCGUGCCGAGUUCACCAUGUCUGUUCUCCAAGAGGAAACCGAAAUCUCACACCCACCGCAACCUGGACGAGCUGCCCUGGAGCGCCAUGACCAACGAUGAGCAGGUGGAGUACAUAGAGUAUUUGAGUCGGAAGGUGAGCACAGAGAUGGGCCUGAGGGAGCAGCUGGACAUCAUCAAGAUCAUCGACCCGUGCGCUCAGAUCUCUCCCACCGACAGCGAGUUCAUCAUCGAGCUAAACUGCCUCACCGACGAGAAGCUCAAACAGGUGCGGAGCUACAUCAGGGAGCACAGUCCCCGGCUGAGAGCCAGCAGCACCAGGGAGGGCUGGAAGAGGAGCAGCCACAGCAGCGCCAGCACCGGGGGGGUGAGCGGCAUCAGCAGCAGCAACGCCAGCAUGGUCAGCUCCGCCAGCUCUUCCACGGGCUCCACAGCCUCCAACUCUGUGGCCGGUGGCACCGCCUCAGCCUGCAGCGGGAGCAACAUCAGCAGAGCUCACAGUGACGGAAACCUGUCGAGCGCCGCCGAACGCAUCCGAGACUCUAAAAAGCGAUCAAAGCAGCGGAAGCUCCAGCAGAAAGCGCUCCGUAAGCGUCAGCUGAAGGAGCAGCGGCAGGCGCGUAAGGAGCGCCUGAGUGGCCUCUUCCUGAACGAGGAGGUGCUGUCGCUACGGGUGACGGAGGAGGACGACCACGGAGACGACCUGGACAUACUGAUGUGACACCAGUGAACCAAUCAGUGCUCCCUCUAGGCCUGCAAGCUUUCCGCCUAACCCGACGCGUUUCAUCCCAGUUCGUGCGCUUGGCAGUGUUUCGCUUCCAGUGGCCUGCGACUUUAGCUCGACAUGCUAGUGCUUCUACUGCAACGCUGUAAUAACGCUGCUGACGCUUUGGGAAAAUACCGAUCUUGGUUUAGCCUGCUUAGCACCACAGGUUAGCUGACACACCGCUAGCAACAAGAGGACUGCUGCUUAGAGAAGCUUUUAUCAGCUGAUGCUACUAGAACUACGACAGACAGGAGGGCAGAUCAGGAAUCACUGUUGUUUUGUUUUUGUUUUUUUUCUACAAAAUGCUCAAUGAAAACAUUUCCCUAAUUUUUCUCUUCUUCAACAUAUUUGAAGUUGCAGUAAGUAACUUUUUAAAUGUUUUUUUUACGUAUUUGUCAAAACUGUCGCUGUGUCGUGACAAUAUGCUGUGAGACAGAUAAUGUGUGAAAAAAAUCAAGCUCCACCCACCAGCUGCAAAAAAACAACCAAUCGGAGGCUGGAGGAGGGUCUUAUUGCUGUCAAUCAAGCCUGCGUAUGCACUUGGUAAAUGUGCAAAUGGCGGAAACUUUUUUUUUUAAACAAUAAACUUCAUAACAUAAAAAACAUACAAACGUAACGGCAACGACCGUUUUACAUUGAACAUUCUUUUCAGAUAAUGUCUUAAAUAUUCCCCACUGACUAAUAAUACACUUAGCAAAUGUAUAAGCAAUUGGGUUAGCAAACUGAGCAAACCCAGUAAAACUAAGUUAGAAAUAAAAAUAAAACUUAGGGUUAGCACAGAAAUAACGUGCUGUGACAGGGAAAACAGUUUAUCCACCACCAUUAAAAGCCAUGCUAACUAACGUUAGCAUUAGCAAUCAAAAUUAACAAACAAAAAAUCAAACAGUAAAAGUUUGAAAAAUAAAAAUAGCAUGUGAAGUUUAUAGCAGAGAAACAACUUACCGUUACAGGAAAACCAUUUAUCUGCUGUCAUCGAUGACCAUGCUAACUAAUGAUAGCAUUCAUGACAGAAUGCAAAGGGGAGCUGUAAGCAGCAUGUAUACAAGAUUGAUUGACAGUGCUAAGACCCUCCUCCUGGUCCUGAUUGGUUGUUUCUGAGUGGUGUAUUUCUGCAGUUAGUGCUGGAGGAAAAUGCAGAAGAGUUAAAAAAAAUUUCACAGGUUAUGUGUCUCAUAUUGUCAUGACAUACUAACAGUUUUAUCAAAUAUGUCAAAACAUUUUUAUAAAAGCUCCACACUUGCAGCUUUAAAUCACGUCUUUAAACGACAUGCAGCAGCAAACAAUACAUUUCUGCACCAUGUUUUGUGACAUGAAUACAGACAGACUGCAGUCUGGGUUCAACUUACUGCCUUGUGGACGGUCUCUGUUUUCUAUUUCCAUUUUCUUCAGCCUUCGUUCUGUCAGAGCUGAAAUCAAAACGGUUCUUCAUUCCAGAGGUCUCAAAGGAAGUGAGCUGGUCUGUCUUUCUCUCCGCUGAGGCGCUGCAGCCUCAUUUUCACCAAGGCUUAGAGGGAGCACUGAAACCCUGCAUGUUUGAACCGCUCUCCCCCCACGGGCCAGGAAUUAGUUCAUUUGAUAUCCUACAUUUACUAAAACGGCUCAUACUUCUUGUAAAUAGUAACACUAGCAUCCUGCUUUGGUGGCGGCUUCAGCUCAGUUUGUUUUGGGUAAAGUUAUUGGUUAUCACAGCUUCUAGUGUUUAUAUUUGUCCCUUAUUAUGCUUUUGUUUUCGAUUUUGUGGCGUUUCAUCGCAUUCUGAAACUCAGACGUUUGUUUCUGGGUGAGCGCACUCAAUGAUUUGAGUCUAAAAUGCCAGCAGACAUAAAAUCGUAUUCUCCUACUUUUUCCACAUUUCAGCUCAACUAAAUGUUGACGCGGCGCCACAAAAACAGCCUCUUUGGAAAACUGAAGCUAUUGUUUUAAUUUUUCUAGAUUUAGCCGCUUUGUGUUUGUUUUUUUUUUGUUGUUUCUCUCUGUUACGUUGUGACUCUUUCACUCCUCCUGAGCUGUAAGGUGUUUAAACCACUGCAGUUACUGGCACAAACGUCUGCUGUUUGUCAUAUAGUUGAAAUGUUACUGUUCAUAUAUAUAAAGAUAUAAAUUACAGCCGUUAUGUUUUAAAAACAGGUUUAUGUCUUCUGUAGCAUUGGAAAAUAUUAAGAUUCUAUUUUGGAAAUUGAAAUAAUUUUGAAACAAAUGUGAUUUAAAAUGAAAAGAAGUUUGUGUGAAUAAGGUACCAAGAACUGCUAAAAAAUAAAUGAGCUUAAAAUCAAA
This is a messenger RNA of Poecilia reticulata (guppy), 3598 nucleotides long. It is a transcript of the gene fam199x, whose product is annotated as family with sequence similarity 199, X-linked. The record is from RefSeq and is a predicted model, not a curated record. NCBI's taxonomy places the organism in Eukaryota, Metazoa, Chordata, Actinopteri, Cyprinodontiformes, Poeciliidae.